This is a messenger RNA of Paramecium octaurelia, 695 nucleotides long. The record is from the annotation of a GenBank genome assembly. Lineage: Eukaryota; Ciliophora; Oligohymenophorea; Peniculida; Parameciidae.
AUGGGAGGGCUAUGCAAUUGGGAUAAAAAUAAAUGCAUCAAAAUGGAAUUCUGCCAAAUAUUGAAUUAUGAUCCCGAUUAUUAUGCAGAUGAUAAAAGGUGUGUAUAUCUCGUAGGAAAAUGCACAAAUUUCACUGGUUGUGAUCAAUAUGUUGGCGAUAAGAGAGCAUGUGAAGCUAUUUCUAAUUAUUUUAUGUCACAAGAUGGAAAAAAGUAUGAAGAUAAAGUUAUUCCAAGUUGUUCCGAUUAUGGGUCUCAAAUGAUGGAGAAUUUGGGUUUAUCGAUAAUAAAUGCUAGGUUUUGAAAUCUUGUAGUAAUUUUAAUUUAAUAUCUGGAUUUGAUUGGCUUCCAAAAGAGAAAUGCAAAUAUCACCUUACUAACUGUGAUUUUCAAAUGAAACUUGUAUCCCAAAGAAAUAUGAUAAUGUAAAUAACAAUGUUUGCAGUUAUGUCCAUGAUUAUAAUCCUUUCGAUAUUUAUGGUAUUAAUCCUUAAUCUUUAGAAUUAUGUAAGUUGGAGGAGAGUCAUUGUGUUGAGGCAAUGCCAAAAGAUUUAGCUGAAUAUAAUUGUUACCUUUAUACUAGAUUUUCAUACUUUUGGAAUCCUAAUUCAAAUUCUUGUUAAAGUGCAGUGGUUCACCAGAUAAUUUUGGAGUUAUCAUAAAGGUUAUUAUAAUGAUUUUUUAAUUUCCUUAUGA